AUGGUUCCUCCGCUAAUUGCGCUUGAGGAGCACUUCCUCUCAUCCGCAGUGCUAGAUGCGUUCGAUGAACAGUAUCAGGAGCAAUUCAGAGCAAUCCCGGCCGUGAAAAGCAUGCUUGAGGACAUUGGAGACUUACGUCUAAGCGAGAUGGACAAGGGCAAAGUUGCGAUGCAAGUGGUUUCCCACGCGUGUGCUCCAGGAGGGCCCAGUCCGAAGCAGUGUCGAGAGGGCAACGACCAGAUGGCGGCCUCGAUAUCCAAAAACAGAGAACGAUUCGCUGGCUUCGCAGCACUGCCAGUAGCGGACCCCAAUGCAUCAGCAAAGGAACUCGAAAGAGCAGUUAAGGAGCUUGGGUUUGUCGGCGCUUUAAUCGAUAACCAUGUCGACGGGCAGUAUUACGACGGCAGUGAAUAUGAUUGCAUGUGGCAAAAGGCAGAGGAGCUCGACGUUCCAAUCUACCUUCAUCCGACAUGGCCCGCGGAGGAUAUGACUUCGCAGUACACCGGAAAUUUCACGCCAGGUGCUGGUCGUAGUCUAGGCGCAUCUGGAUGGGGAUGGCAUGCUGAUACUGGCUUGCAUAUCCUUCGCCUAUAUGCCUCUGGCUGUUUUGACAAAUUCCCUCGGCUCAAGAUCAUCAUUGGUCACUUUGGAGAGAUGCUUCCAUUUAUGCUCGAGCGCGUCUCGAAUCUCAGCGUUCGUUGGGGGGAGCAGCAUCGCAAGUUAAAGCAGGUUUGGGAUGAGAAUAUCUGGAUUACGACCUCUGGUGUGUGGUCAUUGGAUCCUUUGAGAUGCAUCCUGGGCAAUACGAAAAUUGAACACAUCCUCUACAGUGUCGAUUAUCCUUUCCAACAGAAUGAAAAUGGACUGAAAUGGAUUGAAGAACUCGAGCAAAGCGGUCUCGUGACGCAGGAAGAACUAGAGAUGAUUGCUUAUAAGAACUCAGAGAAGUUGUUACGGAUCAAAGCUCCUCGUUGA
Messenger RNA from Ramularia collo-cygni, 975 nucleotides. RefSeq names its product related to 5-carboxyvanillate decarboxylase. Gene Ontology annotation, cellular component: cytosol; cytoplasm. Lineage: Eukaryota; Fungi; Ascomycota; Dothideomycetes; Mycosphaerellales; Mycosphaerellaceae. Gene Ontology annotation, molecular function: carboxy-lyase activity; hydrolase activity. Gene Ontology annotation, biological process: secondary metabolic process. The transcript has a single exon. The coding region runs from base 1 to 975 and encodes 324 amino acids. The record is from RefSeq and is a predicted model, not a curated record.